Salvelinus sp. IW2-2015 is the source of this 1291-nucleotide messenger RNA. The record is from RefSeq and is a predicted model, not a curated record. NCBI's taxonomy places the organism in Eukaryota, Metazoa, Chordata, Actinopteri, Salmoniformes, Salmonidae.
CKCAAGUCCCUAGUCAUUAUCUCUACACUACAACAAAGUAGUUAAACUGUACUGUAGCUUACAACAUUUUAUGCCAUACAAAGAAACAAUAGCUUCCAAAAUGGAUCGGGACAAAGCUAGCCCGUCGCCCUCCACCCCCCUGGAGUCCCCAGGUCAAUCGCCUCCCUGUACUUUACUGCUGGGUCUGGUCGACUGCAGGAAAACACCGGGCAGAGUGGAACUGAGAGAGGAGAAGAGGAAUCAUGGAGAUGUGAUUUCAUUAGGGGACAGCCCUAACCGUUGCUCUCUUAGUGGGAGGGGCUUAUCACCUGGGGAGCCUCAACAAUGUCAUGAUGCUGACAAGAAAGAGCAGAGUUUCUCCAGAUCAGAACACCUCAAGAAACACCAGCAGAAACGUAUAGGGAAGAAACCUCACCACUGCUGUUCUGACUGUGGGAAGAGUUUUGCUAAACAGAAGGAAUUGAUAAUUCAUGAGCRGAUUCACACCGGUGAGAAACUGUACCACUGCUCUCAGUGUGGGAAGAGUUCAGCUGCAUCUAAAACCUUAAAUUCUCAUCGGAAAAUUCAUACAGGGGAGAKRCCUUACACCUGCUUUGAUUGUGGGAAAUACCUCRAUCAAUCAGGAGCCCAGACUAAACACAUACACACAGGAGAGAAGCCUUAUACCUGUGAUCAGUGUGGGAAGAGCUUUAAGAAAUCAGGACACCUGACUAUACACAAACGCAUACACACAGGAGAGAAGCCUUACAGCUGUGAUCAGUGUGGGAAGAGCUUCAGUCGAUCAGGAGACCUGACUAGACACCAACGCAUACACACAGGAGAGAAGCCGUAUCGCUGUGAUCAGUGUGGGAAGAGUGUCAAUAAUUCAGGACAACUGACUACACACCAGCGCAUACACACAGGAGAGAAACCUUAUAGCUGUGAUCAUUGUGGGAAGAGCUUCAUUCGAUCAGGAGACCUGACUACACACAAACGCCUACACACAGGAGAGAAGCCUUACAGCUGUAAUCAGUGUGGGAAGAGCUUCAAUCAGUCAGGACACCUGACUUUACACCAACGCAUACACACAGGAGAGAAGCCUUAUAGCUGUGAUCAGUGUGGGAAGAGCUUUGCUCGAGAUUUCACCCUGACUACAACACCAGCGAAUACACAGAGGAGAUAAGCCUAUAGCUGUGAUCAGUGUGGGAAGAGCUUUGCUCGAGAUUCCACUGACUACACACCCAACGCAUACACACAGGAGAGAAGCCUUAUAGCUGUGAUCAGUGUGGGAAAAGCUUCAAUCAUUCAGGAC